AUGUAUGCAAGAGAUACUGAAAUACCUGGCAAUGAAUUCGAAGACGGAGACUUCUUGUCGAUAAAGAAAUGUUCUUUAUCACAGAAUGUAGAUGCAUUUGAUCCAUUUAAAGAUAUAGAUGAUGACGAGGAAUACAGUUUAGAAUAUCAUGUGAUAAAUGCAUGUACAAUGGGCCACCUACAAAUUAUUCACAAAUAUCUUCAAUCACAUGAUGUAAAUGAAUUUUUGAAUACUGGAUGGACCCUACUUUUAUAUGCUGCAUCAUAUGCUCAAGUAGAUGUAAUUGAAUAUCUUGUAACAAAUGGAGCUGAUGUUAAUAAGCAUAAAGAUGGAUAUACACCAUUAAUGGCUUUAUGCAAUUGUACUGAAGGCGCAACAGAAAAACGUGUGCAAUGUUUAACAUUACUCAUAAAAGCAAAUGCUAAUGCAAACACUAGUAGUAAACAAAGGCAAACACCUCUAAUGUAUGCUUGUGCAUCACAGGAACCAGAAUUUAUAGAAGAAUUAAUAAAAUGCACAAAAAAUGUUAAUUUAUGUGAUAAUAGAAAACAAACAGCUCUAAUGUAUGCAGCUGUAGCUAAUAAACCAGAUACAGUUAAAAUAUUAUUAGAAAAUGCAGCUGAUGUUACAUUAACUGAUUACCGAAAUUUAACUGCUAAAGAUAUAGCUUCCCUGAAAGGACAUAAUAAGGUUCUGUUAUUGUUAGACUUUAACGAAGAAGAAAUAAUAAAUACUACCGAAAUAUCGAAAAUAUAUGAUUGGAAGGAUAUGUUUCCAUCAUUAAUCAGUAAAUGUGAUCAGACCAUAGAUUGUGAUGUGUUUGCAAUUUUAAAUGGGAUGGCCUUAGGAAAUUAUGCUCAUAUUUUCCAAGAGACGAGUCUUAAGAAUUUCCUAAACUUAACUGAAAAUGAUUUGUGCCAUUUGGGAAUAGAAAUUGGUGCACAUAGGAUACAGUUUCUAGAGUACCUCCAUAAAUUUCAUAGAAAAAAGUGGAGCAUACAUAGUAUUGGUGCUAUUGACAAGUCGUUACCGUAUACGUUAUAUAAUGGUGUAGUUUCUUUAGGUACAGUAGCUAAGCAGCUUGCUGUUAUAGGCUCCAGUUUUCAGUAUAUUAAUAACAAUUUAACAAAAGCAUACAAUGAGAAUAUAUGUUUAACUACAGAACAAAUAUCUAAUUAUACACAAGAACUUAAGAAAGUCCGAACAACUCUUGGUCUUCUUAAAAAAGAACUUAUACAAUUAAGAACACUUUCUAAAAAGAUUGAGAAGGAAAAUAAUAUUGGUACCCCAGCAACAUAUAUAGGCCCAAAAGAAUAUACCUCAAAUUGGCUAAUACCCUUGAGUGUUAUAGCAAUUAUGGGAAUAUACAUGUACAGGACAGGACAUGUACAGGACAUAUACAGGAGAAUAUCAUUUCAUUUACUAUUAUUUCCAUAA
This is a messenger RNA of Colletes gigas, 1437 nucleotides long. Its product is annotated as ankyrin repeat, SAM and basic leucine zipper domain-containing protein 1-like. The transcript has 9 exons. Gene Ontology annotation, cellular component: pi-body. Lineage: Eukaryota; Metazoa; Arthropoda; Insecta; Hymenoptera; Colletidae. The coding region runs from base 1 to 1437 and encodes 478 amino acids. The record is from RefSeq and is a predicted model, not a curated record. Gene Ontology annotation, biological process: piRNA processing. Gene Ontology annotation, molecular function: protein binding.